AUGCACGAGUGUAGUGUGCAUGGUAAGCGUCCUGCCUUGACCUCGUUUGUAGGAAGAGCAGAAGAGAACUUUGAAUUAAGAAACGAUUCCACAAAAACUCAGAAUGUAAGAGAACUGGCAUGGUUUCUGCUCAGGCUCAUUAGAAAAAACGCAUUGAAGGCCGAUGAUACUUAUGGAGAGCAAUCAGUUUCUGGAUGGAGAGCAUUCAAUGUGGAAAUAUCUCCCAUCACGUUGCCUCGUACCGUUAUUGGGUACUGCCCGAUGAUUGCUGGAUCGCCGACAGAGUACAGUACCAUCUGCACGGUACUGAAAACCGUGCAACAAAUGUCCAAACAUCUCCAGCAGAGCACUGCAGUAAUCACAUUUGAUUUGACAAUUUAUUCCAAGGCAAAAGAAAUCCACUGGCGUUAUCCAGAAGAGUUCCAAAACCAUGCAUAGCACUCAAUUAUUUGGCCUUGAUUGGAAAGAUGUUACAGGAGAGUGGCUUAGAGGAUGGGUUCAUAAGGUCUAGCCUCUACGGAUCGAGCUCUACUAUGGCACUAUUGCAGGGAAAAUCGUACAGGAAGGGAAUUUGA
This is a messenger RNA of Porites lobata, 575 nucleotides long. The record is from the annotation of a GenBank genome assembly. Lineage: Eukaryota; Metazoa; Cnidaria; Anthozoa; Scleractinia; Poritidae.